GUUUUCCUAAGCCUCUAUCCAGCAGAGAAAUACAAAAACGUAUUGAUGAAGGAAAAGAGUUUAAUUCUCAAAGAUAAAACUUGCUAAUGGAUCGGGAAACUCGGAAAGCUAAUUUAAGGAAACUUCGGUUGUCCGGAAUUAAACAUCAUGAAUCAAGUACAAGCGGUAGUUUACGGAAAACUAAAUCAAGCAACGGAUUGUUAUCAAAGUAUUUUGAGGCACCAAAAGUAAAUGAAGUUAUUCAAGGAAAUGAACCAAAAUCAAAUGAGGUUGUGCAUUUGGAAGGUGGAUGUUCAAUAAGAGGCUUGAUUAAUACUGGACAAGAUCAUUUACAAGCAGAAAAUCAGCAAAGCGAAACACAGUUGAAAACAAAUGGAAGAAAGCGGACCAGUUUACGAAAAUUUGUUUUGACGGAGGAAACAAACCCGUAUCAAUGUUCCAAAGAUAAUAAUGAAGACAACUUUGAGGUUCCUGUAAAGAAAACUAAGAUACGAACUAAUUUGAAACGUAAAAAUAAUUCCUCCCGAAACAAAAGAACACUUUCUAGAGGCCAGCAGAAUAUUAAAACUUUGCUCAUGCGAAAUGAAGUUAUGUUUUCGGAGAUUACGUCUCAACAAUGCAGACUUGAUAAUUUCAGUGCUGAUGAAAUACAUCUCGCACUCGCAUUGUCUAAAUCACAAGUGGAAACCCGUGGUUCGUCUAACUUCGACUUUGCAGAUCAGCGAGUUGAAAACAACGAAGUAAAUUUGGAAAACGUUCAAAAUAUAUUAGGUCAAUACGGUUUUCGUCCAUGUGGUUUAGAAGCCUAUAACAGUUUAAGUACCGCAUUAUUGCCUGGUUCAAAUCGGAGAGGUAGAAAUAAAUGGAUCAACAAAUAUACAUCACUAACAUUACGAGAUUCUAAACUUCAAGCUAAGAAAGUACAAUCUAAAAUAGACUUUUUAAUGAGCCAAGAAUGGAAGGACAAACAAUUGUUUUUGUCUGAAACUCAUUCAGAAUCAUAUGCGUUAUUUAGUUAUAAUCUUCAGAAACUUAAACCAUCCAAAGCAAUUACCAAAGCAUUUGAAAAUGAAGAUAGAAUAAACCUUGAAAGUUUUUAUGUAAAAAAUCUCUUUGACGUCAACCACGUACAAGCUGGCUAUUUGUUAAAAAACUGGCAUGCUAUAGAGGGGCGUGAAUUGUCUCCUCAAAAAGCUAACCAAGGUCAAAACAAAUCAAAUAAAUUUGUUAAUCUCAUGAAUCAAUCGUUUAUAAAUUUGGAAGAACACUUCGGAGUGAAAAAGGUUUUAAUUUCCACAUUUCAACCUGAAAAAAAUUCCAAACCUUCCGAUGAUAACUUUCGUGAUCCUACGGAUUCGACAAUUAGAACUGAUAAUGAAAAAUACAGUUAUCAUAUUCAAGACAACCUCGAAAAUUGCAAUAAUAAUGAAAAUUUUGUUGAAAACAAAAUGGAGUGCAUUGAACAUAAACAAGUUUUAUCAGGCCACGGCACACCUCUAAUCGAAAAAACCAUCAGCACAGUACAAGAUGAUCAAAGCUAUAGUUCAGCGCAAGUUGAUAUCAAGCAAAACUUCCUAAGCACCUCACAAAAACCUUCAGAAAAUCUUGUAAGUAUAUCUAAGGGAACUCGCAGUCAAUCGCCGAAUAUAUUCGCGAGUUCAGAAGACGAAUUAGAAGAAGUUGUUAUUCCAAAAAUGGCAUCUUGCAAUGAAUACGAAACAAAUGCAUACCAAGAAGCUAUUUCAGUCGUAUCUCCUUUGAAUAAUACAGAUACUACAGAAAAUCGGAACGCCACAAGUCCUAUUUCGAGUAUUAUAGAUUUAACUCAAGAAGAAGAGCAUGUGUCUAUGGAUGGUGAAAGCUUUAAGAUCUUAAUGGAGAAUAUUAAUCCAAAUGAUGUCUCCGAAAAUACGGAUUGGAGAGCUAUUAAAGAAAACUCAUUUGAUCGAAGUGAAAAUGCUAUAAAUACAGGAAAUUUAAACAACUUAAACAAAUCCGCUGCAAGUUCCGAACUCGCAUUAAGUACUGGGAAAGUGAGUAUCGAUAGAGAGGAUAGUUCUGAAGAUUGCAUAGUUUUGUCAGAUGACGAAAUCAAUUACUCUAUUUGGAGAGCAGAUAUAAAUAGUUUCAGUCAAGCGUCAGCAAAUGGUUUACUCAAUGAGGACGAUGAAUGUGUGGUACCAGAGCCUUAUGAAAUGCUUAUUAAUACAUCCAGAUUAGCUAAUCGUUCCGCCGAGCUUCUUGAAUAUGGAAUUUUAGACAAUAUAUCGGAACCAUUUACACAACCUUCUGAGAUUAACAAUAGUUCCACCCAACAACCCGAAUUAUCGCCAACGUUGCUCGCACCAGUCGGAUUAGAAGGCUUGUUAAAUGGCGAUAUAAGUUUAAAUAUCACGAAAGAAGAAAGAAAUACCCAUGAUGUUCAAUCUUACACAAUACCUUUGGAAGUUUCAGAAUAUCCUGCGGAUGAAUAUGAAAUAUCAGGUAGGAUAUAUACCACCCGCAUUGUCACUGAUCCUAAACCGGAGUUUAUGCAUCAAUCAGAAUCAGAAAUAUUGAAACAACUUUAUCAAUAUGGCAUCAAACCUUUAAAACGGAAACAAGCUGUAAAGUUGUUGGAAUUUAUAUAUAAUUCAACACAUCCACUAAUUCUCAAACAAACUCCCAAUUGUAGUAAGCAAAACGAUAACUCUCGCAUUCCUGAACAAUCUAAUAAAGGUCCUUCGAAUCAUAUUAUUCCUCCCGCAAAUAAAUUACAGCUAAAGGAUUGUUUUGGCUCUCAAAUACAGCUAUUUAAAAAUGAUUUACAACUCGAUUUGGAUUGUGAGGACUAUAUAUUUCAGACGAAUGUUACAAAGAAGACGUCACGGCCGCUGUUACCUCUUCAUAUCGCCUGGCAUAAUCUCGUUUCCUCCAGUAUAAUUUUGAAUGAAACUAUCCUCACGUAUCAGCCCAUAGACUUGCAAGAAAUUUACGUAUUUUUGAAGGAAAUCGGAUAUCGUUUCGACCCAAAGGACAUGAAAGCUUUCCUUGACAAGCGCUGCAUAAUUUUCCGCUAUGAUAUGACCCAACCAGAUCGCCAGGCGGAACGCCAUACCCGAAAACAUAAAAAAACUACUAAAAGAUAGCGAAUUGUUAUGAAUUAAAUAUUUUAAUUUUUUUUUUACCUAUGUAUGUGAUUAAUUUUCAAUACUGCCUUACAAUUAUUAAAAAAAAAUUAUUGAA
Bactrocera neohumeralis is the source of this 3225-nucleotide messenger RNA. It is a transcript of the gene mus312, whose product is annotated as structure-specific endonuclease subunit SLX4. Gene Ontology annotation, biological process: interstrand cross-link repair; resolution of meiotic recombination intermediates; DNA replication. Gene Ontology annotation, molecular function: enzyme binding. The transcript is spliced from 6 exons. The record is from RefSeq and is a predicted model, not a curated record. Gene Ontology annotation, cellular component: nucleus; Slx1-Slx4 complex. Lineage: Eukaryota; Metazoa; Arthropoda; Insecta; Diptera; Tephritidae. The coding region runs from base 87 to 3128 and encodes 1013 amino acids.